GCCGCUCCUUCUGCCGCCGCUAAAUGGCAAAAUAAUAUGUGCUUUGGUUGCUGUACUGAAGGUGUAUAGCAGUAGUAGUAGCAGUGGUGGUAGACGAAGAAGAAAGGAGCAGGACGUCUUUAUCGUCGUGCUAGUCUGUCGGAAAUUGAGUCCAUGCAGAAUAGCAGACGAACGACGAAGAAGGAAGAGACGGAGAGUCGGAGAGAGAGAGGACUGGAGAAGGAAGAAAAAGGGUCUGGAAAGGCGGCGGCUGCUCUGCAUUGCACUGCACUUCACUUCACUCGUUAUCUCGUGUACACUGUACGAACUCAGUUCACUGCAGUCGUCGUCUGGUCAGAUCUGAUCUGCUCUGCUCUGCCCAGACACACAGACAGAUCCAUAGCGGGAAGCGAUGUAGUAGAGAUCAUAGUAAUCAUGACGAGGAGUCAUUCGCUGCGACUGUCACAGCUCUCGACAUGUCUGACGAAGAGAGAUAAAUAGUACGGUGGCACGAAAACAGAAACAAGGAGAGCAGAGACGGAGGGAAAUCCGAGAUUAGGAUGCGUCAGAUGCACAGCUAAUGAGCGAGUGAGGAGAGGGGAAGGCAGCGACAGCAGAGUAGGAAGAGCAGCAGCGGCGGCAGCAGGAAGUGGACGGAGGGACUCGUAUGGGACAGACGCCUCCCUCUCCCUGCAUCAGCUGCUUUGCAUGCUCGUUCAGUGUCGUUUGUCGGAGCUCACGGGAGAGAAAGAGUCUGGGACCCUUCUUCUUCUGCUGCUCUGGACCGAACUCGUCCUGUCUUGACUUGACUAGGCCGGACGUGUACACUGCUCACCACCGACGACUCCACGAGAAUAAAUAUGCUGCGGAAGACGGCCUGCUGCUGCAACAACUACCUGCCGUGGAUGGCUCCGUUUCCAGCUCCAACAUCAGCUGCAGUAUCGAGCUCGUGCUUAUGAUUCUGUAACCAGAGAAGCUCGCAGUUCAGCCGUCGCUCGCAGAGAGACAAGACUCUCUGCGCUACACUCUGAAGAAAGGAAGAGAAAGACCAGCACUCUUGAGUCGGGGCUGUCUAUUCAACAUUCUGCACAGCUCAAGCUCGAGGACGAUAUGCGCUAAGCAAAUUCUGCUGCGUUCUGAAGACCAGAGAAAGUAGACAGUGCGAGGAAGAAGUGUGCUGAAGAGACAUUGAGGGAGAGGGAAAAAAAAUUGAGUGUUGUUAGGGGUGUCGAAAUUGGCUGCAUGAGUGCUGUGUUGAAUAUGUGUAUUAGCAGGGACUUGUAGAGGGUAGAGCUUGUAUUUGCUUGUUAGACAGGUGCAGAGGUUAGCAGCAGGAGUUUCAUUGUGAAGGAAGGCCGUGGAGAGUGGAGAAAUUGCAAUGUUGUGUCCUGUGUGCGGUCGAUACCCGGAUAAGGACGGGGACUACAUUGAGCAGCAGGGGGGAGACCGAGCCAAGCACAAGUACUGCAAGCAAUGUCGCGUGAAGCAUGUGGAAUUUUUGCUGGAAGAGGGUUUGGAUAAAGAGAGUUUUCUCACCACCUGGAGCUCCGUGAACAACGGCCUUUUUUCGGACGUGAAGCUGGUUGCCAAGCAUGGCCAAGCAGUCCCCUCGCACAAAGCCGUCCUGGCUGGAAGAUCACAGGUGUUCCAGGCCUUGUUCGCUCUGGGAGACCAGGACGACGAGAAACACAAGACCAGCAUAAUCUUGAACUUCCCGGACAUGAGCUACGAAGCAUUGCUGGGAUUUGUGCAGUUUUUCUACUCAGGCACUGUGCAACACGAGGUGAUGAAAAAGCAUGCGCCGCCCCUUCUCUGUGCAGCCAUAAAGUUCGAGGUGAAGUAUCUACAGGGCCUGUGCGAGAAGUACGUGAAAGACAGAGCCACAUGGAACAGGAAGAACCUCAUCUGGGCCUUCCAAGUGGCCAAGGAGGCAGGAUCCACAACGCUGCUUUCUUUCUGCGAGAGCCAUGCCAAGAGCAAGCUCAUCGUCAGGAACUUGGACUGGGCUUUGGAGGUCGCCUACAAGUCCGGCUCCAAGGCUCUGAUGGAGGCGGCUCUGAAAAUUGUCUUGCCCAAAAUCCACCAGCUGCUCACAUUUGACGACUCGAGGAAGGAUGAGUCGGAGCUGCAGCUGACCGAUGCGUCCCAGCUUCUCAAGAUCUAUCAAACGGCCGCUAUCAAAUCCUUGCCUCGAUCGAAAAGCUCCAGAGGCUCCAAGUCUCCUUACAAGCCUGGCCAUGGUAAGGAGUACGAUGAAGAGGACACAACGCACAUAAUCUGGCCAGAAAGUAGCAGUUCACGAGACGUCCAAGACUUCUGUUCUGACCCCGAGGACGAUCAAUUCGCUAGUUUAUCUGGUGAUGAAUCUGGGUGAGGGAGGGGAGUAAGGAUGGGAAUGACAUGAUCAUGGGAGCUCUUGACAGCCAGUCUGGGUGGAUGUCGUUCACCGUCGAAGUUGACUGGGCGGGAGCUCUAAGUGUGUACAGGUAGGAGUAGUCUGGUAGCUGAGCAAGAGUCUACAGCGAGUUGGUUGGUCAGAGCUUUUCAACACAUUGAAAUUGGUUGUAAAUUUUUCAGUUCAAAAUUUCUUUCUCACGCCGACAUUCGCCGUGUAUAUGCUUCGCUCAAUUUCUGUCCACAAUCGAAGACAGAUCUGUACCGGGAAAUCUUUUAAAUUCGCUCUUGCUCACUACAGAUUGGACAGAUUGGAUAUUCUUCUACAAGUAGUGUCGUUUGAGAUGGCGGCCGGUGGACACAUGAUGGCCUGCAUCUGUCCCCGAUGACAUGAACGAAUCUAUCACAGGUUACAAUGUUCACGUGCAUGUCUAAAUCUGCACGAGCUAGCAACCAUGGAUACUUAAAGGAUAACAUGUCAGUACCUACCGUUACACAUCUUGCGAUAACGGGGCGAUUGAUUGCGACUUUCAGUACUUCUCCCUUGCUGGAAAUGAAAUAUUUUAUACG
Messenger RNA from Marchantia polymorpha subsp. ruderalis, 2943 nucleotides. The record is from the annotation of a GenBank genome assembly. NCBI's taxonomy places the organism in Eukaryota, Viridiplantae, Streptophyta, Marchantiopsida, Marchantiales, Marchantiaceae.